AUGUCGGACUCUGAGGACAUGACUGAGUUCGCCAGCAUUGUGGAGCGUAUCGAGCGGGGCGAGGUUCCUAUCAAGAACAUUGAGCGGGAGCUGAUCUGCCCCAUCUGCAAAGAACUGUUCACGCAUCCACUUAUCCUGCCAUGUCAGCACAGCGUAUGUCACAAAUGUGUCCGGGAGCUGCUCAUGCUAAACUACGACGAUUCCUUGGAUGGCGGCUCCGAGUGUUCAUUGCCGGGCAGUCCCAGAUCCCGCGUGCCGUCGCCCUCCAUGGAGAAACUAGACAAGCUGGUGCGAUCAGCCACAGUGCGAAGGUCGCUCGGAAGUCGAGGUAGACGCGGCCUCCGGCUGUUGAGUAGCUGUAGUAGUCCUCGGAAAAGAAGCGGAAAUAUUGAGAUAAAUCCAGCACUCCUCACUUCUCCUGUGCCCCAAAAACGAUCUAUUGCGUCCCCGGGCUGGCGGCGAGGAUCCGUGACACCCCGGGUCACCACUAUCGCAUGUCCAGGCUGUCAGCACGACAUCGACCUGGGCGAGCGCGGCAUCAGCAUGCUUUUUCGCAACUUCACUCUAGAGAGCAUCGUGGAGCGCUACCGGCAAGCGGCCCGCGCCGCUGUCGCCAUCAUGUGCAACAUCUGCAAACCCCCGCAGCAACAAGAAGCCACCAAGAGCUGCAUGGACUGCAAGGCCAGCUACUGCAAUGAGUGCUUCAAGAUCCACCACCCCUGGGGCACACCCAAGGCACAGCACGAGUAUGUGGGGCCCACCACCAACUUUAGGCCAAAGGUGCUGAUGUGUCCCGAGCACGAGAUGGAGAAGGUGAACAUGUACUGCGAAGUGUGCCGGCGGCCUGUGUGCCACCUGUGCAAGUUAGGAGGCACACACGCCAACCACAAAGUCACUUCCAUGAGCAAUGCUUACAAGAUCCUCAAGGAGAAGCUAGCAAAGAGUAUCCAUUACCUCAUCAGCAAAGAGGACCAAGUCAGGACUCAAAUUACUGGACUGGAGCAGCUCAUCAGUCAGACAGAGGAAAAUGGACAGCUGGCUGAACGUGAGGCCAACGAGCACUUUGACCGCCUAUUCGAGACCCUCCAGGAGAGAAAGUCAGAGAUGCUUAAAUCCAUUGAGCAAUCUCGAAACAGACGCAUGGGACAACUCAAAACCCAGAUGGAGGAGUAUCAGGGUAUGUUGGAGAACAGUGGCCUGGUGGGCUAUGCUCAAGAGGUACUCAAAGAAACCGACCAGUCAUGCUUUGUACAGACUGCCAAGCAGCUUCAUGUCAGAAUUCAGAAGGCCACCGAGUCUCUAAGGACUUUCCAUCCGUCAGCUGACCCCAACUUCGACGAGUUUGUGCUGGACACCUCCAGAGAGGAGACCCUCCUUAAAGAGCUGUGCUUCGGUGGAGUUCCGGACCCCCCUGUGAUUGACCUGUCCAAGAGUCGAGUCUAUAAUGAGGCCACCAUCUUCUGGAGGCUGUCCGACGACCAUCAACCGACAGACCAACACUUACUAGAGUACCGCAGACUGUCUCCGUCUCAAGACGACGUUGGGGAUGGCAUCUGGCAAACGAUGGAGCGCUUGCAUGGUCCCAGUACCACCGUAUGCAGCCUGGACGCUGACAGUUUGUACGCGUUCAGGGUGCGAACCUGCAGGAAUUCCAUCUUCAGCCCUUACAGCCCUGAAGUCACAUUCCACACACCCCCUGCACCAGUGUUUGAAUUCCUGUUCAGCGACAAGUGUGGCUUCAGCACAGAGCGCCUGAUGCUCAACAAGCGACGUGACGUGGUGGAGAGUGUGGCUGGCGUGGCCUUUCUGCUUGCAGCAGAUCGCGUGCAGACAGGCAGCUAUGUUGGUCUGGACUACAUCAUAGGUGAUCCGGGCAUCUCUCAGGGAAGACACUACUGGGCCUUAAAGGUGGAGUCGCACUCCUACAUGGUCAAAGUGGGCGUGGCAUCAGACACAAAGCUACUGGAAUGGUUUCACAACCCGAGAGACACCAGCAGCCCCAGAUACGACCACGACAGCGGCCACGACAGCGGCAGCGAAGACGCAUGCUACGACCUCUCCCAGCCCUUCACCCUCCUUACGGUGGGCAUGGGCAAGCUCUUCAUCCCAAAGUCGUCACCCUCGUCUUCAGCUGCCGCUUCAGGCGACCCGGGCAACCGGGCGCUGCCUAUGCCGCAGCGCUUAGGCGUGUGCCUGGAUUACGACGCCGGCCGCGUCUACUUCUAUGACGCCGACAACAUGCGCUGCCUCUACGAGAGGCAAGUGGACUGUUCGGGGACCAUGUACCCAGCGUUCGGCCUAAUGGGUGGAGGCAAAAUCCAGCUGGAGGAGUUUGUCACUGCUAAGAAGCUCAUCUUCUAA
This is a messenger RNA of Nerophis lumbriciformis (worm pipefish), 2361 nucleotides long. NCBI's taxonomy places the organism in Eukaryota, Metazoa, Chordata, Actinopteri, Syngnathiformes, Syngnathidae. The record is from RefSeq and is a predicted model, not a curated record.